UCCAAAAGUUUUUAAAAGUCUCCAUUCAAUACAUUGUAAAUAGGCUUCUUCUCCCCUUUGGGCCGCCGCCGCUCUGCCUUCAACUGCCACCGGCCUGCAUCGCCCGUCGCAGUCUUCUACCCGUCUCCGUUCAUUACCCUCAAUCUCGACAGACUUGACGUGCUCUGCUCUAUGUGACUGACAAUGGCCGCUUCUCUCCAAUUCAAUUUCAAACCCGUAUUCCCUACGAAGUCCUCCACGAAUUAUGCUCCUAAAUUCAAUACAAUCCGUUGCUCUGCCUCUCCAACAUCCAAAAGCUACUCCAUCACUCUCCUUCCAGGCGAUGGCAUCGGCCCUGAAGUCAUCUCCGUCGCCAAGAACGCUCUGCAGCUUAUCGCCUCUCUUGAAGGGAUUAAGUUUAAGUUCAACGAAAUGCCUAUGGGUGGCGCCGCCUUGGAUUUGACUGGAGUGCCAUUGCCAGAAGAGACCCUUUUGUCUGCAGAGCAAUCUGAUGCCGUUCUUCUUGGAGCCAUCGGAGGGUAUAAAUGGGAUAAAAAUGAGAAGCAUUUGAAGCCCGAAACAGGGUUGCUUCAGCUUCGGGAAGGUCUUAAGGUGUUUGCUAACUUGAGGCCAGCCACUGUUUUACCCCAGUUAGUGGAUGCUUCAACUUUAAAAAAAGAAGUUGCUGAAGGUGUGGACCUGAUGGUUGUGAGGGAACUCACAGGAGGUAUUUAUUUUGGCAAACCAAGGGGUUUCAGCACAAAUGAAAACGGUGAGGAACUUGGGUUUAACACUGAGGUAUAUGCAGCCCACGAGAUUGAUCGCAUUGCUCGUGUUGCAUUUGAAACUGCUCGGAAACGUCAUGGUAAACUCUGUUCUGUUGAUAAAGCAAAUGUUUUGGAGGCCUCCAUGCUAUGGCGGAAAAGAGUUUCAAUGAUAGCCUCUGAGUAUCCUGAUGUUGAACUUUCACAUAUGUAUGUUGACAAUGCCGCCAUGCAGCUUGUUCGAAAUCCAAAACAGUUCGACACAAUUGUUACAAACAAUAUAUUUGGUGAUAUUCUAUCGGACGAAGCCUCUAUGAUCACAGGAAGUAUAGGGAUGCUUCCAUCUGCUAGCCUAGGAGAAUCGGGACCUGGAUUAUUUGAACCGAUACAUGGUUCGGCUCCUGAUAUAGCUGGGCAGGACAAAGCAAACCCGUUGGCGACAGUGCUUAGUGCUGCCAUGCUUUUGAAGUAUGGCCUAGGAGAGGAGAAGGCUGCCCAGAGGAUAGAGGCUGCUGUUUUGGAUACUUUAAAUAGAGGGUUCCGCACUGGUGACAUACACUCGGCUGGUUUGAAUCUGGUGGGAUGCAAGGAGAUGGGUGAACAAGUGUUGAAGUCGAUUGAUAGUACGGUCCCUGCUGCUGUAUAAAAUCUAUAGCAGGAUAGUCCCUUGGAUCAAUUUCUUUUUCCAGCAGUAGACCAAAGAGCAUUUAUGAGAUCAAGUUUGUGCAAACUUAUUGAAGUUUUUGAGAAAUAUUAAGUAAACUCUAAAGUUCCGUAUAAUUCUGUUGCUGUGGGUGUUGUAUCUGAAUAGCUAGACCAGGCUUUUAACAACGAUAAGAUUCAUGAUUUAUUUUUGUGGUAAUAUUGAAAUAUUCAUAAAAUUAUCGUAUUUCAGGAUUUGUUCGGCC
Olea europaea var. sylvestris is the source of this 1651-nucleotide messenger RNA. RefSeq names its product 3-isopropylmalate dehydrogenase, chloroplastic-like. The record is from RefSeq and is a predicted model, not a curated record. Gene Ontology annotation, biological process: L-leucine biosynthetic process. Bases 184 to 1389 code for a protein of 401 amino acids. The transcript has 12 exons. NCBI's taxonomy places the organism in Eukaryota, Viridiplantae, Streptophyta, Magnoliopsida, Lamiales, Oleaceae. Gene Ontology annotation, molecular function: 3-isopropylmalate dehydrogenase activity; magnesium ion binding; NAD binding.